AUGGGCCAGGAGCCAGCAGCAGAACCCCUUCCUCCGUUCGUCUCACAACUCAUCCCCCGCGACGGGAAGAUCCAAGUGAUCCGACAGCACCCCACACGUCGUCAAAUGUCUUGGCGACACUCUGAGCACCGCCCCCCUCUCAUCCAACGCCUCCUUUCUUUCCGCCUCAACGCAUACCUCCCAGACACGCCAGCAGCCUCCUUUUACCGCCUCUACCAGUUCCUCGUCAUCGACUGGACGAUCCAAUUCCGCAACGAGCUGGAAUACUUCUGGGGGCAACUCGCCGAUUUACCGGACCCCUGUCCGCCGGGAGACGAGUAUUCGGAGGAGGCGAAGAUAAGAAAGGCAGUUAUGGCGGGGCUGACUUGUGUCAUGGAGCAAGCAUACAAUAGGUUGAUCUCCAAGGGCCUUCCGCGCGACGCACCUGCCGUCGUCCAGGAUUGGGAAGAACUCAAGGCCCGACCACGAAUACUAGAGAAAAUACCAAAGUGGGCCGAAGAUUUGGAACCUCUUGACACCGUUGUCGAGAUACCAGACAGGUUUGGGACAAUGCCCGCAGACAAGGAGGUACCCGAGUCGUUUGCGAGAUAUGGUGUUAGGAUCGCCGAACCACAUUGGGUGUUUGUGUAA
Messenger RNA from Pleurotus ostreatus (oyster mushroom), 630 nucleotides. RefSeq lists its product as uncharacterized. Lineage: Eukaryota; Fungi; Basidiomycota; Agaricomycetes; Agaricales; Pleurotaceae. The transcript has a single exon. The coding region runs from base 1 to 630 and encodes 209 amino acids. The record is from RefSeq and is a predicted model, not a curated record.